Messenger RNA from Daucus carota subsp. sativus, 927 nucleotides. RefSeq lists its product as uncharacterized. Bases 1 to 927 code for a protein of 308 amino acids. Lineage: Eukaryota; Viridiplantae; Streptophyta; Magnoliopsida; Apiales; Apiaceae. The record is from RefSeq and is a predicted model, not a curated record. The transcript is spliced from 2 exons.
AUGCAAACUUUAACCCAAGAUAGGCAACUUUUGCAUUCUAAUGUGCAAGCCGUCUCUAAGUUAGAGUCCCAAUUGAGUCAAUUAGCUAGCACGUUGUGUGAGCGAGAAAAGAACAAGUUCCCGAGCCAGCCUGAGGUGAACCCGAAAUUUCCUCUUAACCAAAGACCCCCGAAUAAUGUGCAUGCGGUCAUUUCUCUUAGGUCGGGUAAACAAGUUGAUACCCACGUUGGUGAGAACCUUGGUAAGAAAGGGGAUUCGACUUCUACUCUAAGUCCACCCAUUACUACCAUUAAUCAUGACAAACCCGAGAGUUCAAAAGCCCGUGAGGAGUCGAGUGACCCAAACUCGGAACCGAAUUCCGAGUUGCAAAGUGAAGUAGUCUAUAAACCAAGAGUCCCGUACCCACAAAGACGUAUUUCACCCAAGCAAUCGGCUCAAAUGGAGAAGAUUUUGGAAGUGUUUAAGCAAGUCAAGGUCAACAUACCCCUUUUAGAUGUUAUUCAACAAAUUCCUUCAUAUGCUAAGUCUCUUAAGGAGUUAUACACCCAUAAGAGAACCAACCAUGUCCCUAAGAAAGCUUUCCUUACAUCUCACAUUAGUUCGAUUCUCUCAAACCAAAUUCCCGUGAAAUACAAGGACCCCGGUUGUCCUACAAUUUCAUGUGUAAUAGGAGAAGCUUUUGUGGAUAAGGCGCUACUUGAUUUAGGCGCUAGUGUUAAUCUCUUUCCAUAUUCUGUCUACCAAGCUUUAGGUUUAGGGGAGCUCCGACAAACCAAUGUCACACUUCAAUUAGCCGACCGAUCCGGGAAAAUUCCUAAGGGAAUGAUUGAAGAUGUUCUAAUUAAAGUACGCGACUUUGUGUUUCCCGUAGAUUUUGUCGUCCUAGAGACCGAGCCGGAACGGCUUAAUGAAGCUAACAUUUGGUAA